AAGGCGGGACCUGAACUGCCCCCACCGCUAUACAGCUAUAGAGCUUUUCGAAUUCAAUUGCUUUCGCAAACGACAACAAUUUAACCAAAAGGAAAAGAGCAAUAACAAACCUAACAUCUAAUUCGGUCCACCAGGAGAAAACUAAAGCAGCAUAAAAAGACAAGAAAGGAGCGCAAAGUGCUAUAAUUUCACUUUAAUAGAAGACAUAAUUGAAAAUCAUCCUGGUAUUUGUUUUUUUUUUGCCGACCGACGUGAGAAAUCAUAUAACCCUCACGCUGAACCCUCCCUGUUUCCUGCAUGGAGCCCAUCCAAUCAGAGAUGAGCAUCCUGGUCAAUGGGAGAACUCCUGACCCUGAGGAUGACAGUAUGCCGAUGAAGACAAUGAUGGAGGAAGAGCAAAAUGGUUCAAUGAACAGGCUUGAUGAUCCUGAGAGUAACCUAGCAGAGAAUAUGGAGUUCCUUCCCAACAGUGGAGGCAAGAAGCCACGAUUCACUGAUUUCGAAGGGAAGACCUCUUUUGGCAUGUCUGUCUUCAAUCUUGGCAAUGCCAUUAUGGGCAGUGGGAUUCUGGGCUUGGCAUAUGCCAUGUCCAACACUGGCAUUCUCCUUUUUUUGUUCCUCCUCACAGCAGUUGCUGCUCUUUCGUGCUACUCCAUUCACCUCUUGCUUAAAGCCUCCGGUGUUGUUGGAAUCAGAGCCUAUGAACAGCUGGGUUUUCGGGCCUUUGGGACGCCUGGAAAGAUGGCAGCUGGAAUUUCUAUCACACUGCAGAACAUUGGAGCGAUGUCCAGCUACUUGUUCAUCAUUAAGUCUGAGUUUCCUCUGGUCAUCCAGGCUUUCCUGAAGGCAGACACCAACUCUGGAGAAUGGUAUCUGAAUGGCAACUAUCUCGUGGUUCUGGUCACCAUAUCUGUAAUUCUGCCCUUGGCCCUCAUGAAGCAGCUGGGUUACCUUGGUUACACCAGUGGCUUCUCCCUCAGUUGCAUGGUCUUUUUUCUCACUGCGGUGAUUUAUAAGAAGUUCCAGAUUCCGUGCCCUUUUGAGGAGUUCUCGGCCAAUAGCACCUCACACUCAGUAAUACCUGUGCAUUCAAAUGCCUCUGUACUGGUUGAUCACGCCCACCAUUACGAUAACAGACAUGUGGUGGACGACGCCCACUGCACUCCCCGUAUGUUCACUGUCAACUCUCAGACUGCAUACACCAUCCCCAUUCUGGCCUUUGCCUUCGUGUGUCACCCAGAAGUACUACCCAUCUACACUGAACUGAGAAACCCUUCUCAGAGGAAAAUGCAGCAUGUCUCCAACAUCUCAAUUUUUAUCAUGUACUCCAUGUACUUCCUCGCUGCCCUUUUUGGUUAUUUGACCUUCUUUGAAAAUGUGGAGGCGGAGCUACUCCACACCUACAGCAGAAUCGACCCCUAUGACACUCUGAUCCUCUGUGUGCGGCUGGCUGUACUCACUGCUGUCACAUUGACUGUACCAAUUGUGCUUUUCCCCGUGCGCAGGGCCAUCCAGCAGAUAAUCUUCCCGAACAAGACCUUCAACUGGAUCCGUCACAUUGCUAUCGCAGUCAUCCUCCUCACCUGCAUCAACAUGCUCGUCAUCUUCGCCCCGAACAUCCUGGGCAUCUUUGGCAUCAUUGGUGCCACCUCGGCUCCGUGCCUCAUCUUCAUCUUCCCUGCUAUCUUCUAUAUCCGCAUUGUUCCCAAAGAUGAAGAAUCCUUGCGCUCCACCCCCAAAGUCAUGGCUGCCUGUUUCGCUGGUUUGGGUGUGCUCUUCAUGAUCAUGAGUUUGAGCUUUAUCAUCAUCGACUGGACAACAGGGGGAGGCAGUGCAGUUGGUGGUCACUAGGGGACAGGCUGAUUGUGUUUGUGUGUGUACGUGUGUGCAUGUGAUAUAACAUGAGUAUACGGAGGAAGAGUAGAUGGCAUAUAGGGAGUUGGGAAUCAUCUUUUGACUCUUUUUCAUUUUCAAAUAUUUUGUUGAGCAGUGCUUCCCAACUCAGGUCUCAAGGUUCACAUUUUUUGCUCUGUUCCAGCUCCCAGCACACUUGACCCAGGUAAUAACCACACAGGAAGCUAGACUAGACAUUGAAUAUGCAUCUCGAGACACAGCUUUGGAACCUCUGGAGUAGAGGAUGCAUUCCCCUUCAUUGGGAAAAAAACGGUGAGAGAAUGCUGGCCUACUGUUCCGGCUAGACAACUGCUGCUAAUUGACGGUGGAGAAUAUAUUUUACCAUUGGUCAAAGAACCUCUGAACCUGGGACUGAGUAUUUGCAUUCUGUGAUGGUGAGUGCAUCCUCCUCUGCAGAGAAGCUCUGUAGUGGCGCCUUUCUACCUCUGUCAUCCACCCAGAACUCUUCCACCCAUAAAUCUACAGCUAGCUCUGUAGAUCAACACCCUCGCAUUCUGUUCGGUUUUGUAACACCGAGAGUGCAUGCUUUGUACUGUAGGUGCAAAGAAGAAAAAAGAAAAAAGGCAAUUUCUAUUUUUUUAUUGCAUCGUCUGUAGGACUAGUAGCAGAUACAAAAUUAUAGUUUAGAUUUGUCUAAAAGGGUAGAAUGAAGUAGUAGCCAAAGGCAGAAGAUUGUUCUAAGAGAGGCAAGUGAAAAUAAUUCAUUUGUAUUAGCUUUAGCUCUCAGGAACAUUUAGAGUGUCCUCUCCUUCUGGUAGCGUGCUUUGGCAGUGGGACACACUGAAUGCAGGCGGAUGCGAUGUGUGCGCACACAGAUAUAUCACUGUCACUGCUGGAGGUCUGUAGUGCUGAAGUAGCCCUGUUUUACUUAUAUCGUUCCUCCUACAUCUACCGUGAACACAGUAUUGGAAGCCAGGGAUUGUUCAGACUUAGAUAAGUUAACAAAUAUUUAUUGAAAUGUAUGAUGGUUUUUUCUUUUUUUAGUGUAGAAUGUAUUUAAGAAUAUGAUCAUAUAAAGUACAGUUUGUGCCCAAAGAAUCAUUUAAAAAAGAUUACAAUGAUUUGGAUUUAAACAGAAAUAGUCAUUUAUAUAGGUAUGAUCCUAGGCUUAAAUAGCCUUGUGUUGUAAAGUAUUGGAGGCAAGUCAUAUCCUUGAAUGAUAAUGAGAGAACUUCAGUCUUAGCUGUUUUAACUGGCCAUUUCCAUUUGGAACAUGCUCUCUCCACCUCUCCACCUUAUCAAUAUCCUUAAUAAUAGAUAUCUACAAUUUCCUUGUUAGUGUAAAAUGAUCUGAAAUGUACAACUUAUGUAGUGUACUACUGAAUUGGUAUCUAUAUACAUUAUAAUAUCUAUAUACAUUAUAAUACCAACUGUCACUAUUAACUUAUACAAAGUUUGAUGUAUAUCAUUGUCAGUCAGUAGUGCUAUUCAAGUGGUCUUUUUAAGAAUAUUUCAAUUUCAGAACAAAACAAAGCUAAGAUGUGAAAGCUUUUGACUCCUAGGAGUUUGGAAUGGUAUGAGAGAGAAUGAAUAUCUUUAGCCUACACCAAAUUAUUGCGGGAACAUUUAAGAAACAAUUCUGUAGCUUUUUGUAACACCCUGGACAUUACUACAAUAAGAACUGUACAUAAAAUAACUUUCUAAGCACUGAUUUGACAAAUGUAAUGUAUGUAAAACUGCAAUGGGAACUCUUCAUGAGAAGAUGGGAACAAUAUAGGUCUUCUUAUCUGAUGAAUGAGAAGAAAUAGGAACGUCAAGAAAUAUGUAACUUGUAUAUAGAGGUAGAAUAUUCAGAAUAUGAAAGCAGUUUAGCAUUCAUUUGUGAAAUCAGAGUCAAGGGUCAUCAUCUUUUAAGACUACUUCUGCACUGUGCUGACCUACACUGGUAAACAGUGCAGUGUGAUCAUUUAAACCAUUAGGUGCAGUGGCAGUUCAAAAUGACCAUACAUGUUCACCAGACUACUUACUUGUGCCAAAUUAUACAUGUAGUCUCCUUCCUAUUUAAGAUUUAUUAAUAUUUACUCAGAAUAUAUUAGUGAUACUCUUGUUCUUUAUUUAAUUGAUUUUAAUUUAUACUCAUAGUAUUAAAAUGUUUGUGUAAUAAGGGUCUUGCAAUAGUCCUCAUAUUUAAAAAAAAAAGUCCUCAAUAGCUUUAAUAUAUCAAUGCUGCUGAUCUGAUUCCAUGUUGAAAUAACAUUAAAAUAUAUAUUUCACUAUUCUCAAACUCUCACCUGAAAUCUUUUAAGGCUUUAGAUUACUAAAGUUUGCUACUGUGAAAGAGGCAAUCAAACAUUAUUAGAUUACCAGUGUUUCAUAGCUGUUCUGUUGUGUUCAUAAAAAUAUAGCAGUGUCAGGCCAAAAUGUGAUAAAGGCUUUUUGUCAAUGAAGUGCUUUCCGUCAAACAGCCUGUUGACAUUGUUGCUGUGUUUUAGCCCAUUUAUUCUUUCCUGAGGUCGUUUCUCUGUGGAGUGUUUUUCUGAACCUGCGUGGUUUUGUUUUGUUUUGGUCUAAACUCUGUUCCAGUUACUAACCUCUGUUCCAGUUACUGCAAGAGCACAACAAAACACAGAAGCUUUGUGUAUAGCCUAUAAUAUCCUCCAGCUUCAGCUCAUGCUAGGUGCUCUUCAGCAUCUGGAAUUUUCGAUGUCUGUCAGACUACCAUUCUAAACAAUUACUCUGUCCUUUCUUAUGAAUUUUGUCAAAUGAAAUGGCUAAAGUGAAUAACAUCAGGUUUAUGAUUAAUUUUGUGUCUGUAAUAAUAAUGUACAUAAGUGUUAACCCCUUCUUAUCUGUUAUGCAUAUCUAGCUUGUAUAGUGUAAAUAGCAGGACUAGAUUUAGUUUGACAAUAAAAAAAUAUAUGUAGUCGUUUUUAGA
Molecule: messenger RNA, 4789 nt
Organism: Electrophorus electricus (electric eel)
Lineage: Eukaryota; Metazoa; Chordata; Actinopteri; Gymnotiformes; Gymnotidae
Gene: slc38a3b
Product: solute carrier family 38 member 3b
Biological process (GO): histidine transport; amino acid transmembrane transport; asparagine transport
Cellular component (GO): plasma membrane
Molecular function (GO): L-histidine transmembrane transporter activity; L-asparagine transmembrane transporter activity; L-glutamine transmembrane transporter activity
Source: RefSeq, a predicted model, not a curated record